Molecule: messenger RNA, 5075 nt
Organism: Sinocyclocheilus grahami
Lineage: Eukaryota; Metazoa; Chordata; Actinopteri; Cypriniformes; Cyprinidae
Product: ras/Rap GTPase-activating protein SynGAP-like
Exons: 19
Coding region: 49-3933 (1294 amino acids)
Biological process (GO): regulation of GTPase activity
Source: RefSeq, a predicted model, not a curated record
CACGCUCGUGCUCGCAGGAAGAGCUUUGCCACGUCGCGGCAGAGAAGCAUGGAAACUCCGCCCACUGCCCCUACACAGCCAUUCCGACAACCUAGUUUUCUAAGUCGCCGUCUGAAAGGAUCAAUUAAACGAGCAAAGAGCCAACCCAAACUCGACCGUACAGGAAGCUUUCGCCACAUGAUCCUCCCACGAUUCCGCAGCGCUGACCAGGAGAGGACGCGUCUCAUGCAGAGCUUCAAGGAAUCUCACUCUCAUGAGUCCCUGCUGUCUCCCAGCAGCGCGGCCGAGGCUCUGGACCUCACGCUGGACGAGGAUGCCAUCAUCAAACCCGUCCACUCCAGCAUCCUCGGCCAGGAGUACUGCUUCGAGGUGACCACUGCAUCGGGCACCAAGUGUUUUGCGUGCCGCUCCGCUGCUGAGAGGGACAAAUGGAUCGAGAACCUGCAGCGAGCCAUCAAACCCAACAAGGAUAACAGCCGUCGUGUGGAAAACGUGCUGAAGCUGUGGAUCAUCGAGGCCCGUGAUCUCCCUCCGAAGAAGCGCUAUUACUGCGAGCUGUGUCUGGAUGACAUGCUGUACGCGCGAACCACCAGCAAACCGCGCACAGACACCGUGUUCUGGGGCGAACACUUCGAGUUCAACAACCUGCCGGCCAUCCGCAGCCUCAGACUGCACCUGUACAAGGAGACGGACAAGAAGAGACGCAAGGAGAAGAGCACGUAUCUGGGGCUGGUCACUAUCCCGAUCCCCAGUAUAACGGGCCGUCAUUUCGCGGAGCAGUGGUAUCCGGUCAUCCAGCCCAGCGUUCUGGCUAAAGGCGGCGGCGUGGGCAGCGGGAAGAUCAUCAACGCCUCGCUGCGCCUCAAGUGCCGCUACCAGACCAUGAGCAUCCUUCCCAUGGAGCUGUACAAGGAGUUCGCAGAGUACGUGACCAACAACUACCGGACUCUGUGCGGCGUCCUGGAGCCGCUGCUGAGCGCCAAGAGCAAGGAGGAGGUGGCCUGUGCGCUGGUGCACAUCCUGCAGAGCACCGGCAAAGCCAAGGUCAGCCGCACUCACGCCAGAGAGUUCAUCCGUGCGCUGUACGAGUCGGAGGAGAACUGUGAGGUGGAUCCGAUGCGAACGCCUCCGUCGGUGCUGUCAGAUCAUCAGGCUAACCUGCGCAUGUGCUGUGAACUAGCGCUCUGCAAGAUCAUCAACUCACACUGUGUGUUUCCUCGCGAGCUGAAGGAGGUGUUUGCGUCGUGGCGUGUGCGCUGCGCUGAGCGCGGCCGGGAGGACAUCGCUGACCGUCUCAUCAGCUCGUCUCUCUUCCUGCGCUUCCUGUGUCCCGCCAUCAUGUCCCCGUCUCUGUUCAGUCUGACGCAGGAGUAUCCGUCCGAACGCACCUCUCGAACCCUCACGCUCAUCGCCAAGGUGGUGCAGAGCCUGGCCAGCUUUUCCAAGUUCAGUGGGAAGGAGGACUAUCUGGGCUUCAUGAAUGAGUUCCUGGAGAUGGAGUGGGGCUCCAUGCAGCAGUUCCUGUACGAGAUCUCUAAUCUGGAGUGUGUGAGUAACGCCGGGGCGUUCGAGGGCUACAUCGACCUGGGCCGAGAGCUCUCCAUCCUGCAUAGUCUGCUGUGGGAGGUCAUGGCGCAGCUGAGUAAGGACGCCAUCCUGAAGCUGGGGCCGUUGCCGCGGUUACUGAAUGACAUCAGCGUGGCGCUGAGGAACCCACAGCUGCACCGUCAGGCGAGUCACCAGCCGCCCGAACGCCACCUGACCCGGCCCACCUUCAGCCGCCUCGCCACCAACGACUUCCAGAGCCUCAUGAUGAGAGACCUCAACAGCUCCAUAGAUAUCUCUCGUCUGCCGUCUCCAACAGCCGGUCUCUCCGGCAGCGGCAUUCUCUCUCACCCUGGAAUGGCUGCGUUCUCCGAGCGAGAUCUCCGUGGAAACAAAGACGUCUUCUACGUGACCCGCCCACCUCUCGCACGCUCAAGCCCCGCCUACUGCACGAGCAGCUCUGACAUCACUGAACCAGACCCCAAGGACGCCAUCCUGAAGCUGGGGCCGUUGCCGCGGUUACUGAAUGACAUCAGCGUGGCGCUGAGGAACCCACAGCUGCACCGUCAGGCGAGUCACCAGCCGCCCGAACGCCACCUGACCCGGCCCACCUUCAGCCGCCUCGCCACCAACGACUUCCAGAGCCUCAUGAUGAGAGACCUCAACAGCUCCAUAGAUAUCUCUCGUCUGCCGUCUCCAACAGCCGGUCUCUCCAGCAGCGGCAUUCUCUCUCACCCUGGAAUGGCUGCGUUCUCCGAGCGAGAUCUCCGUGGAAACAAAGACGUCUUCUACGUGACCCGCCCACCUCUCGCACGCUCAAGCCCCGCCUACUGCACGAGCAGCUCUGACAUCACUGAACCAGACCCCAAGGUUCUCAGUGUGAAUAAGAGUGUUUCUAUGAUGGACCUGCAGGACUCUCGCAUCAACAGCGUGUCGAACCUGCACUCGGUGAACGACCUGCUGAACUCGUCUCAGGGGUCUCUCGCUGGCUUCGGUCCGCUGGGUGGCGCCCCCCUCAGGGCCGGAGGGCGUGUUUCGGCCGGCUCGGGCGGCUCCAGCAUGUCGGGCGGUUUGCGUCUGAGUCACUCGGGCGGCCUGACGACGGAUUCUCUGUCCCAGCAGCAGCAGCAGCAGGCGGCCGCCAUGCACGUGCCUCUGUCCUUCCAGAACCCUCUGUUCCACCUGGCAUCCGACGGGCCGCAGUACCACACAGCCGCUCCUCCGCCGCUGCUGCUGGCGCCCGAGCCGGAGAACGGACACGUGGGAUUCGGCGUGCCGUCGUUCGCUCACAGCGGCUUCUCCCGCAGCGAGGACCUGUCGGCCCUGAGGACGCAGAACAGCCUGGUGCAGCCCAACAUCGUGCACUCGCACAGCUACAGCGACGACUACACGCGCCACAACCAGGCCGACUACGCCCGCAGACAGCUCUCGCUGCAGGUGCAGGAGAAUCUCCAGCAGCAGGUUCUGAUGGGCAUCGCCCCGCAGACAGCCACAGGCACCGGCACGCCCGCUUCCCUGGCCACGCCCCCCACCACCAUCCAUCCUGUCCGUCAGGCCUCCAUGGCCCCGCCUCCUCAGCGCAUGAAGCCUCAACCAUCUCACCAGCUGUCUGUCAGCUCGGCUGUCAACUCCACGCCCCCCAAGACCCGCCCCCAGAGCGGGAACCUUCUCCAGUCGCCCGACUCCAGUUUUGGGGGGAGGCAGUUGCCGAGGCAACAGCUGUCGGUGAAGGAUAGCCCCGCCCCCGGCCUGCCACAUCAGUCCAGCACUGCCUCGGAGAGCCCUGCCCCUCAGGGCGGAGCCAGUGAGAGCACAGAAAAUACACCGAGCAGCCAACCAGCAAAACCCACACAGCAAACCAACCAACAGCACCUGCUCAAGCCUACCAUAAACAAACAGGGCUCAAAGUCUCCGUCGACUCUCAAUCCUCCCUCAGCCGCGUCCGAGCGUACGGUGGCCUGGGUGUCCAACAUGCCGCAUCUGUCUGCAGACAUCGAGAGUCUGCGUGUGGAUCGCGAGGAAUUCAAACUGAAGGAGCACUCUAAGAGCAUGGAUGAGUCCCGCCUGGACCGGGUGCGCGAGUACGAGGAUGAGAUCCACUCUCUGAAGGAGCGUCUGAUGAUGUCCCACCGUAAGCUGGAGGAGUACGAGCGCCGGCUGCAUUCGCAGGAGCAGCAGACCAGUAAGAUCCUGCUGCAGUACCAGAGCCGGCUGGACGACAGCGAGAGACGCCUGCGCCACCAGCAGGUGGAGAAAGACUCGCAGAUCAAGGGCAUCAUCAACAGGUUGAUGGUGGUAGAGGAUGAGCUGAGGGGAAGUGGAAUGCCUGACCUCAAAACCAGAAUAUUCACAGAACAGCCGAUUUAUGGUGCCCACUCUGGAACAUGAUUGGCCCGUGCAGGACUAGCGGACCUGUGAUUGGUUGAACCUCAACCCAGGAGUGUCUGAUGAUUGGCUGAGAGAGAAGAGAGAGGCGGAGCCUGAGCAGAACGACCAACUUCAACUUCAGGACGUCUACAAACUCUCUCUCUCUCUCACACACGCUGAGAGUAUAUAUAUGUAUAUAGCUGAUAUAUAACUAUAUAUUCCUCAGGUGUGUCUCUCUCACUCUCUCCUGCUGUCUUUCUCUCUUUCUUCUGAAUUUUUUUGAGCCAAAUGGACGACAAUCAGCAUCUUGAGGCCGAAACAAUCACACCGAUAGCACAAAGAAAAUCGACGCAGACAGACAGACGGAGGGAGAGAGAGAGAUGUCUUUAUUCACUCUCAUUCUCUUCCCAUCAUCCCCUGCCUCUCUUUCUCUCUCUCUCUUUACUGCAGGAGUGUGUGUGUGUGUGUGUGUGUGUGUGGUUUUGAUCAGCUGCAGCCUCAACUUCCUAAUAAUGACUCAAUAACAAAUAUAUUUGUUUGAAAUCUUUUUCAAAUGAUGUUUUGAGGGGCUUGUUACUUUCUGAGCCAAUCAGACGUCGGCGUUCCGCUCAGAACCCCGCCCCUUCCUGUCCCGAGCCGGGGGGGCGGGCUCUCCUCUCCGUGCCUAAAGAACUCCAUCGAGAACAACAGGGCAAAAAAAGACUAGACGAGUGAGUCGGACACUGGGUUUGUUCCAUGAUCACGCGUUGGCUCAUCUCUGACAGAGCCGGUCAUGUGACUCGCUCGCUCCGCAGCGUGGGCCCCAGAGAGGAAGAGCGGUUGGUGGCUUUGCUGUUUUCAGUGGUGGGACGUGGCGGUUCGAUGGUGGAGAGCGAGCGGCCGUGUUCGUUUAGUGCUGAUGUGUGUUUGUGCCAAACGCCCGGAUGACGAGGUUCGCUCAUUUAGACGCAGCCGCCCACUAAAGCUCUCUUCAGACCCUAGCGAGUCGCCGUUCCAGCGUUUCACACAUCCCACAAUGCAGUGCGACUAGAGAGUCGACAGAGAGUCUAAAUGUUUCGAUUGAAAUUGUGACAGAAAUAUAUUACUAUUGUAGAAUAGAAUGUACUUAAUUAAGCACUUAAUUAUUACAACUUUAUUUUUAAGGUAGUAUUUAAAUUUUCUGU